CUGUGAACGUUAUCACUGCUUAUUGUUUCCCUCGAUCGUGGAAGUAUGAACGUGAUGCGAACAGACAUGCCGUUUCGACCACCGAGAGGGAGGCCGAUGAAUCAAACUAGAACUCGCGACCAACAACCGUUCGCCGUACCUUUUCCAACAGAAUAUCAAUCGAAAUUAAACACGAACAAUAGGCCAGCAACAAAUUGGAGAUCGACGAGUUCGAGUUACUCGAGAAGCUCGAAUCGUGGACGAAGCGUAGGCAGAACUCGAGGCUCAACGUCUUCUUUCUUAGCUGCCGGUUCACGCAACUAUGCUUCAAGAUCCGGCAAAAGCUCGAAAACCACCCCAGCGAUUGGUUCGAGCACGAUUGAAUCCGGCGGCGUGAUUGUCGCGGUGACAAGUGGUCGAGGGGAUGCGAGGGCCGAAGUAGGAAUGGCCGCGUUGGAUAUCCGAUGUCCGCAUUUGAUUCUCUGUCAGAUCUGCGACUCCCAGACGUACACGAACACCCUGACCAAAUUAUACGUGUUCGAUCCGAUUCAAGUUUUAAUGCCGGACACGAUGUGCGAACGCGUCGCCGACAGGAAUAUACUUCACCGUUUGAUCGUCGACAAAUUUCCGGAAAUGCAACCAACACCGAUAUCACGAAUGCAUUUUAACGACACGAUCGGAUUGGAACGGUUGCGAACCCUGUGCGCCGCGGAAUAUUCGUCCGUGGAGCUCUUUGUCAAGCACAAGUAUUACGCGUUAGCCGCGGCCGCUGCUCUGCUGAAGUACGUUGAAUUUUCCCACCUUAUUAUCUACUCACCGAGAUCGAUGCGAAUUGAAUUUCAAGGAUCGCCAAAUGCCACCAGCAUAGAUCUGGAGAGCGCGCGAAGCUUGGAGUUGGUUCAGUCGCAAUCCGGUCAACGAAAUCUUAGCUUGCUGGGAAUCCUCGAUCGUUGUUCGACACCGAUGGGCAGGAAACUGUUGCGUGCCAACAUCUUGCAACCUCUAUGCGAAGAGCGCGCGAUCGUUAACCGGCAAUCUUCGAUCGCCGAGCUGGUAACGAAUCGCUCGUUACGAAUUAUUCUUCAGCCGCUCGUACGCCGGCUUUACGGCGCGGACAGAUUGGCCGGCCUGUCGACGGCGUCCAUUUCCCAUGAAAACAGCGUGCAAUGCGCGGAGCAAAAUUUGAACUAUGUGCUUCUUUUGAAAAACAUGUUGGACACCGUUCCGGAGCUCGAGAGGGCCCUCGAAGAUGCCCAGACGGAUCUUCUGCGACAAAUCCGAAAGAGAUUGGAGAAUCCUCGAUUUCGGUUAAUGAGGGAACGGAUCCUCGAAACGAUACAUCCGGACGCGAGAUUCGUGGUAGGAUACACGUCGUCGAACAUGCAACGUUGCUUCGCCAUCAAGGCAGGGAUCAAUGAUUUAUUGGACAUAGCUCGACGAACGUACUGCGAGUUGAUCGAUGAUAUGAAAUCCAUGGUGGACAGUUUGGCGUCGAAAUUCAAACUGCCUCUUUCGCUGGGAUGUAACGGGACAAGGGGCUACCAUAUCCAAGCGAUUCCUCCGCGAAACUCGAGCGCGGAAACGUGGAAAUUUCCAACCGAAUUUAUCGAGGUGCAGAAAAGCAGGCGAGCUUACACGAUGACCACGACCGUGCUCACAACCUUGAGCCAGCAGUGCAAGAUCGCUUCCGAAGAAUUGCAUUUAAUGAGCAACGUGCUGCUCUGCGACUUGCUACAAAGUAUUCAAGAAUACAUCGAUUGCCUGUUUCAAUUGAACGACGACGUGGCAGAGCUGGAUGUAAUAAGUUCUCUCGCUCAAACGAGUUCCCUUCAUGCUUAUGUCAGGCCAACGUUUGGAUCCGAGCUGGAAUUACUCGAUUCCAGACAUCCGGUUUUGGAAGCUUUCGGUAUCGACGAUCCUGUACCAAAUAACGUUAGCGCAUCGAUACCUUGGAAUUUUCACAUAAUUUCUGGACCAAACAUGAGCGGCAAGUCGACUUAUCUCAAGCAGAUCGUGUUAUUGCAUAUAAUGGCACAGAUCGGUUGCUUCGUGCCAGCAAAACGAGCGACCUUUCGUCUAACGAAUCUGAUAUUUUGCAAAAUAGCUGUCCGCGACGACAUAGAAUGCAAUGCGUCAACGUUCGUUCUCGAAAUGAAAGAAGCACAAUACAUGUUGAGAUCGGUCACGUCAACAUCGUUAGUUGUUUGGGACGAACUGUGCAAGGGAACUGCUGUCGGAGAAGGUGUUUCGAUCGCGUGGGCCAUAUGCGAAUGGCUUUUACACACGACAGCUUUCGUUUUUGUCGCGACACAUUUUGCUUAUUUAACUAGACUAGCAGUCUUGUACUGCAACGUGACCAACCACAGCUUUGAAACGAUAAGAGUGCGGGAAACAUCACUGGACGACGAACAUUCGCACCGAUACACGCACACACAUCGGCUGAAAUUUGGUGUGGCAACCACGAACGAUUACGGUAUCGUUUUAGCAGAAUUGACGGACCUACCGAAAUCUGUCACAGAACAAGCGCGAAAAUAUGCUUCCGAAGAACGAAUGAUUGCUGCUAAUCAAAUUUCAAUCGAGACCAAUACCUGGGAACACACGUGCUAUCGUAUCGUCGCUAAAAUGUACCAGCUUCUUGAAAGAGAGGACGGGAAUGAAAACUCCGACUACAGAGGAAUACUCGCCGAUUAUGUGGAACAGAUAUCGAAUCUUCGAAUUCGAGCCUCUAACGAGAACAAUGAACACGCGGAAAAGAGAAUUGAACCGACAGCGAAUAAUGCCAACCAAGUUGUCGCAGAAGCAACGACUGACCGAUUAUACUUAAACGCUCGCACGUCGGAAAGUAUUAUUAACAAUGAACAUACGGAAAAGAGAAUUGAACUGACAGCGAAUAAUAUUGACCAAGUUGUUGCAGAAGCAACGGCUGACCGAUUAUACUUAAACGAUCGCACGUCGGAAAGUACUAUCGAUGAAACUCGGUCUCGCCAGAGUAUGGCGUCCAGAAUAAUUCAAGUUUCUAAUUCGCCGGAUCGUUUAACGCUCGAUAACAAAUCAGUCGAGAACCAAAGCGAACAUUCCCAGUUUCAAAAUGAUUCCUCUUGCGAUCGUAAUCUCGACCUCGACGAACGCGACGCAUCGCGUCAGCCAUCCUUUAAUUCAGUCGGGUCCCUGAUCUUCCGCUCGUCGUCGACCAUGAUCGAUAAUCUGGAAUUUCAAUCCCCCAACCAAUUUGAAAAAACCAACAUGUCGAUCGACACGUUCAUCGACGAGGCGGCAGCCCUGUCCCAGCCGCUUACAUCCGUUUCCAGUUCGCUGCCGACGCACAUGCCACUAACAUCCAUCUUAAAAUUGUCGAACACGAAUCUACACGAAUACUGUUUGUCUGAUUCCGACUUCGAUCUUGAUGUAGACCUACGCGACAGAUCUCAAACUUUUACUCCUUCUACAGUGCCAAUCUUCGAACCGGACGGAUCAACCGAUCUUACGAUUUAGUUAAACUAUUUUGAUAUUUAUUACGUGCAAUUAUUCUUUCGAUGUGUAUCGAAUAAUUUUAAUUGUAACGUAUCGUCAGGUUUACUGAAUUUUCUUUCAUUUUAUUCCGUUCCUUCAGAAAAUAUUACAUGCGCGCAUACGUAUUUGUGAUUUAUAUAAUUCUCUACAUUCGCGCUUAUAGACUACGAUGUAACCGAUUUUAGCAAUUAAAAGUCUCUUGUUGAUUAAA
Messenger RNA from Megalopta genalis, 3700 nucleotides. RefSeq names its product mutS protein homolog 4. Gene Ontology annotation, biological process: mismatch repair; reciprocal meiotic recombination. The record is from RefSeq and is a predicted model, not a curated record. Gene Ontology annotation, cellular component: nucleus. Lineage: Eukaryota; Metazoa; Arthropoda; Insecta; Hymenoptera; Halictidae. Gene Ontology annotation, molecular function: ATP binding; mismatched DNA binding; ATP-dependent DNA damage sensor activity.